Molecule: messenger RNA, 5877 nt
Organism: Mercurialis annua (annual mercury)
Lineage: Eukaryota; Viridiplantae; Streptophyta; Magnoliopsida; Malpighiales; Euphorbiaceae
Exons: 14
Coding region: 280-5661 (1793 amino acids)
Biological process (GO): regulation of transcription by RNA polymerase II
Cellular component (GO): histone deacetylase complex; chromatin
Molecular function (GO): chromatin DNA binding; histone H3K9 demethylase activity; transcription coregulator activity
Source: RefSeq, a predicted model, not a curated record
UAAAAAUUAACUUUAUUAUUAAUUGCUCGUUAGUCGUUACCUACGAAGUUAAAAUUCAACUCUAAAAUUUGCAAACUGAAAACAGGUGAUUAGCUACAAUGCGCCUUCACUUUGUUCUUCACUGUGACCACUGAAAUUUGCAAUUAAGUCCUCGUCACUCACAUGCAGGUUUAUGAAAUUAGUUGGUAGUUAAGGUUAGAGUAUGAAGAAUUUUGUUAUGCAAUUAAAUAAGAGUGUUAGAAUUACUGGAAGUUGAAUUGUUAAUUGCAGCAGUGAGGUAUGAUGGAAGUGUUGGAAGAUAGGUGUGAUCAACCGAAGGGUUUAGAGAACGAAAAGGGAAUUGUUGUUGCUGAAUGUGUUGAUGCAUAUGGUGUUAUAAGCGCAAAACGUAAGCGAGGUAGGCCGAAGGGUGUAAAGAAUAAGAAGAAACGUUUUGGAGGUGUUGGAAAUGAGGGUGUGAGUGGGAAUAGUGGUUCCAUGGCGGAUUUGGAGAUGGAGAAGCGUGUUGUUUUGGGCGAUGAAGUGAAAGAAUCGACUGUUGAAACUGCUGGAACUGGAAGUGUUGAUUAUGUAGAUGCACAUGACGUUAUACACGCAACGCGUAAGCGAGGCAGGCCAAAGGGUGUAAAGAAUAAGAAGAAACGUGUCGUAGGUGUUGGAAACGAGGAUGUGAGCCGAAAUAAUGGGGAGUGCAACAAUGUUGAUGGUACGUUUUCCAUGGCGGAUUUGGAGAAUGAUAAUAGUGUUGGUUUGGGCGAUGGAGUGAAAGAAUCGAUUGUUGAAGCUGCUGGGAGUGUUAAAUGUGUAGAUGCACAGGGCAUUAUACAUGCAAAAGGUAAGCGAGGCAGGAAAAAGGGUGUAAAGAAUAAGAAGAAACAUUUCGUCGGAGUUGGAAACGAGGAUGUGAGCCAAAUUACUGGGCAGUACUGCAACAAUGUUGAAGGCACAUUCUCCAUGCCAGAUUUAGAGAAUGACAAGAGUGUUGUUUUGGGUGAAAAAGUGAAAGAAUCGACUGUUGAAGCGGCUGGGAGUGUUAAAUGUGUAGAUGCACACGGCAUUAUACCUGCAAAAGGUAAGCGAGGCAGGAAAAAGGGUGUAAAGAAUAAGAAGAAGCAUUUCAUAGGAAUUGGAAACAAGGAUGUGAGCCAAAAUAAUGGGGAGUGCAACAAUGUUGUUUUGGGUGAUAAAGUGAAAGAAUCGACUGUUGAAGCUGCUGGGAGUGUUAAAUGUGUAGAUGCACACGGCAUUAUACCUGCAAAAGUUAAGCGAGGCAGGAAAAAGGGUGUAAAGAAUAAGAAGAAGCAUUUCAUAGGAGUUGGAAACAAGGAUGUGAGCCAAAAUAAUGGGGAGUGCAACAAUGUUGUUUUGGGUGAUAAAGUGAAAGAAUCGACUGUUGAAGCUGAUGGGAGUGUUAAAUGUGUAGAUGCACACGGCAUUAUACCUGCAAAAGGUAAGCGAGGCAGGAAAAAGGGCGUAAAGAAUAAGAAGAAGCAUUUCGUAGGAGUUGGAAACGAGGAUGUGAGCCAAAAUAAUGGGGAGUGCAACAAUGUUGUUUUGGGUGAUGAAGUGAAAGAAUCGACUAUUGAAGCUGCUGGAAGUGUUAAAUAUGUAGAUGCACAUGACACUAUACACGCAACACGAAAGAGAGGCAGGCUAAAGGGUGUUAAAAAUAAGAAGAAACAUCCCGUAGGUGCUGGAAAUGAGGAUGUGAGCCGAAAUAAUGGGGAGUGCAACAAUGUUAAGGGCACGUUUUCUAUACCAGACUUGGAGAAUGAUAAGAGUGUUUUUCUGGGUGAUAAAGUGAAAGAAUCGACUGUUGAAGCUGCUGGAAGUGUUAAAUAUGUAGAUGCACGUGACACUAUACACGCAACACGGAAGAGAGGCAGGCUAAAGGGUGUUAAGAAUAAGAAGAAACAUUUCAUAGGUGUUGGAAACGAGGAUGUGAGUCAAAAUAAUGGGGAGUGCAACAAUGCUGAGGGCACAUUUUCCAUGGCAGAUUUGGAGAAUGAUAAGAGAGUUGUUUUGGGUGAUGAAGUGAAAGAAUUGACUGUUGCAGCUGCUGGAAGUGUUAAAUGUGUAGAUGCACACGGCAUUAUACAUGCAAAAGGUAAGCGAGGCAGGCCCAAGGGUGUAAAAAAUAAGAAAAAAAAUCUCGUAGGUGUUGGAAACAAGGAAGAAAGCCGAAAAGCUGGGGAGUGCAACAAUGUCGAGGGCACAUUUUCCAUGACAGAUUUGGAGAAUGAAAAGAGUGUUGUUUUGGGUGACGAAGUGAAAGAAACGGCUGUUGAAGCUGCUGGAAGUGUUAAACACGUAGAUGCACAUGACAUUAUACACGAAUUAUGUAAGCCAGGCAAGCCAAAGGGUUUAAAGAAUAAGAAGAAACAUCUCAUAGGUGUUGGGACCGAGGAAGUAAGCCGAAAUAUUGGGGAGUGCAACAAUGUCGAGGGUACAUUUUCCAUGUCAAAUUUGAAUAGUAAUAAGAGUGUUUUGGGCGAUGAAGUGAAAGAACUGACUGUUGAAGCUGCUGGAAGUAUUAAACGUGUAGAUGCACAUGGCAUUUUACCCCGUAAACGUAAGCUAGGCAGGCCAAAGGGUUCAAAGAAUAAGAAGAAACAUCUCAUAGGUGUCGGAAGCAAAGAAGUAAGCCGAAAUAUUGGGGAGUGCAACAAUGUAGAGGGCACAUUUUCCAUGGCAGAUUCGGCGAAUGAUAAGAGUGGUGUUUUGGGCGAUGAAGUGAAAGAAAUGACUGUUGAAGCUGCUGUAAGUAAUGAAGUAAGUGAGAUUAACACUCACUCUGGCAAUGCUUCCAAGAGGCGUAGAGGAAGGCCAAAGAAAUUAAGCACAUUACCAGAAAAUUCUGAAUUAUUGGACACUACUGAGAACAAGAAUGUCCAUAAGAGUUUGAUGUGCCACCAGUGUUUGAAGAGUGAUAAGAAUGGCGUUGUUAUUUGUUCCAAUUGUAGAAGGAAACGCUAUUGCUACGAAUGCCUUGCAAAGUGGUACCCGGAGAAAACAAGGGAGCAGAUAGAGAUUGCAUGCCCUUUCUGUCGUGGUAAUUGUAAUUGCAGAAUAUGCCUAAAGGAAGAUGUAGCUGUGAAGGGUGGGAUUAGCGAAGCAGAUAAGUAUGCCAAGUUGCAAAAUAUCUUUUAUCUGCUUCACAAGACUAAUCCUGUGCUGAAGCAUAUUCAGGAGGAGCAGAGCUCUGAACUGGAAGUGGAGGCAGGGAUUUGUGGUGUUCAAUUGACAGAAGAGGAUGUACUGAAAGCUGAACUUGAUGACGAUGAUAGAUUAUAUUGUGACAAUUGCAAUACAUCCAUUGUUAAUUUUCACAGAAGCUGCUGCAGUGCUAGUUGUACUUAUGAUCUUUGCCUGAAUUGCUGUCGUGAAAUAAGAGAAGGAGUUCAGCCUGGAGGCAGUGAAGCUGAAUCAUCCUCUUCACUUCGUCAUUUUGCUGAAAGAAUUAACGGACAAGACGCAUAUUUGAAUGACCAGAAGACUAUGAAUAGGGAAAAAAAUUGUUGGGAGAUGCAAGUGUCCAAUACAGAAAAUGAGUGUAACACUGAGUUGCCGUACAACUUUCCCGAUUGGAGACCAGAGACUAAUGGGCAGAUUCCUUGCCCUCCGAAAGCACAGGGUGGUUGUGGUACCGGGAUGCUUGUACUGAGAUGUGUUUUUGAAGCUAAUAUGGUUAAAGAGCUAAUUAAGAGUAUAGAGGAACUCAGUACUCAAUUUAAGCCACCAGAUACGGAUUUCUUUCAGGGCUGUUAUUUGUGCCGCCCUUUCAUUUCUACUAAUUGCAGAAUGAAAGACUUUGAAGUGAGAAAGGCAGCGGAUAGGAAGAAAAGUAAUGAUAAUUUUCUCUACUGUCCAAAUGCUCUUUGGCUCAUAGGCAAUGAAUUUGAGCAUUUUCAAAUGCAUUGGAUGAGAGGUGAACCCAUCAUAGUUAGAAAUGUACUUGAAAAAACUUCUGGUUUGAGUUGGGAACCAAUGGUUAUGUGGAGGGCUCUUUUAGGUGCACAAAAGAUAUUAAAAGAAGAAGCACAGAGGGUGAAAGCAAUAGAUUGCCUGGACUGGUGUGAGGUUGAAAUUAACAUUUUCCAGUUUUUCAAAGGUUACUUAGAGGGUCGUAACUAUAGAAAUGGGUGGCCGGAGAUGCUGAAGCUGAAGGAUUGGCCCCCAUCAAAUUCAUUUGAAGAAUGCUUGCCAAGGCAUGGUGCUGAAUUUAUGGCUAUGCUUCCUUUUAGUGAAUAUACCCAUCCAAAAUCAGGUGUUCUAAAUCUUGCUACAAAGCUUCCUGCUGUCUUGAAACCAGACUUGGGACCCAAAACAUACAUAGCUUAUGGAUCUCUUGAAGAACUUGGUAGAGGCGAUUCAGUGACGAAACUGCACUGUGACAUAUCUGAUGCGGUCAAUGUACUCACUCACAUGACUGAAAUAAAGAUUCCAGCUUGGCAAAAAAAAGUUAUAAAUAAACUACAGAAGAAAUACGAUGAAGAAGAUUUGCAUCAGAUUUCUGGUGACAUGCCAAAAGCUUCAGGUACAAUUGGAAGGAAGCCAAUAAAAAGAACUCAUAAAGAUGAGAGCUUAGAUACUGAAUUUUCUCAAAAAGAGGAAAUCAUUGAGACAGAUUCUUCAUUAGAAUGGCUGCAUAUACAUGAAAAAAUAUUGGAUGAAGAACAAAAUAAAUGCGUAGAGUGGCGUACUUUGGGAUCGUGUGGCACCCAGUUUUCCUCAAAGUAUCCCACUUCUACAGGAAUUACAGAAAUUGAAAAUACUGAUGAACAGUUGGUUGGAAACUUGAAUCCAAGGGUGCCGCAUUCUAGCUCCCAUAUGUCCAGCUCCUUGUGGGACGGACAUUCUGAGAAGACAAAUGAUAUGGUCAAGAAACUUGACAAGCUGAAAGUGUAUUCAUCAAAAGUUGGUGACCUUAUUGAUGUUAAUUCGUUGCGUACCAGCACAUCUGAUGGCCCUGUCGGAGAUGAAAUCAUGGGCAUGAGGGCUGAAGAAAAUAGCUCUUGUUCUCCGAGUCAUGAAAAUGAUAAAUGCUUCAGCAAUAGCAAUGUAUUAGAGGAAUUGAAUGAUAUGGAAUCUACUGAUUUGCAUGGAAACUUGAGUAGGAAAUCUCUUCAAGACAAUUGUGCAGCAGAUAUCCAAUAUGGUGGUGCUGUGUGGGACAUUUUUCGUAGGCAGGAUGUACCCAAGUUAAUUGAGUACUUGAAGAAGCAUCAGAAAGAGUUUCGUCAUAUCAGUAAUCUUCCUGUGAAUCCUGUUAUUCAUCCUAUUCAUGACCAGACCUUUUAUCUCAAUGACAAACAUAAAAGGCAGUUGAAGGAGGAGUUCAGUGUUGAACCUUGGACAUUCGAGCAACACCUUGGUGAGGCUGUUUUCAUUCCUGCAGGGUGUCCACAUCAAGUGAGGAAUAGAAAGUCAUGCAUAAAAGUUGCCCUUGAUUUUGUAUCUCCUGACAAUGUUCAAGAAUGCAUCCGACUGACUGAAGAGUUCCGAAUGCUUCCAAAAAACCAUAGAGCUAAAGAAGAUAAAUUGGAGGUAAAGAAGAUGGCACUAUUUGCUGCAAGAUCUGCUGUUAGUGAUGCAAGAAGUCUUACUUCUGAACUCCAUUCUUCAAAUCGGGACGUGCAAGUUCAAGAAAAUGUACCCUAAUUUUAUAAAUAAAGCUGUCCUCUGCAAGUUGUAUCGGGUUUAACGUAGACUGUAGCUAUGAAGUAAAUUGAUGUGAGUUGUAUAAUUGCAGAACAGCAUCCUAUAUGUCCUUCACAAUAGGUUACCGUAGAUUGUAUCAUGGUUUCGACACAGGUUCGACAUGUUCGAGAAAUGGCUAUUGCAAUUUUUAAUAUACAGCAAGUGUUAGAUUUGGAA